Molecule: messenger RNA, 1161 nt
Organism: Triticum aestivum (bread wheat)
Lineage: Eukaryota; Viridiplantae; Streptophyta; Magnoliopsida; Poales; Poaceae
Exons: 10
Coding region: 373-918 (181 amino acids)
Source: RefSeq, a predicted model, not a curated record
ACUACCUUCCUCACGAGCCCUCCCUCCCUCCUAGCUCGUCGACCCCUAGGGCCGCCGGCGGCGGCGGCCAGGCCACCCAACCCAACCCAACCCAACCCAACCCAACCCAGAGAUAGCUCCGCCCGCAUCGCCCACCCCGAACUCUAGUUGCGUAGCAAGGGAGCAAACGGCAGGCUUGGAGGCACCGAGGAUCCGCCCCGCCCCCGAGUUGCUAUCUGCGUGCUGCAUCCUACGGACUAUUACCAUACUGUUCGGGAUUUGAAGGAUUAUACUCACAAGGGAUGCUUUCCAGGGAGAUAUCAGGCAAACCUGUAGGUGGUGCAACAUGUGCGACCAAUCAAUCAAGGCCCCUGUGUUGCUGGUACCGGAUUCAUGAAUAGUCCACAGGUUGAUUACACCAGUAAUCUACUAGCUUCUAACAGUGGGAGAGACAUUCUGGGAGCAAAUCAAGUGGACCAGAUGGCAGUGCACCAUGAGGGACAAUAUUUAGACACCCAUGCUGGAUUUAUGAAUGGUCUACAUGUUGAUUACACCAUUAAUAACACUGAGAGUUCUGGAUACAAUCCUCCUGCCGGAAUACAGAUGGAUAUACCGUCCAACACGUAUCCUAUGAAUGACGACAUGUCUUAUAUGCCAUCGGAAAUUAACAUGUUUGGUGGACAAUAUUCUCAUGCAAAUGCCAUGCCAAUCCAGAGAGACUACUGCGAUACUUCGUUUUGGAAUAGUAACAUGCAUGCUCCAAUCCAGGAUGCCAUGACUAGUUACAGUCAGCCAUCCAUUCAUUCUGCUGCAUCUCUGGAAGAACCUUUUCAUCAGCUCCUAUUAUCAGAAUACAACUCAAUGCCCGAGCCUGGUGGACAAAAUUCUCAUGCUGAUGGGAUGUCAACCCAGAACUACCACUACUACAAUCCUUAUUGAGAGUUUCGAGAUUGUGAUGUGCUAUAUGAGUAUGUGGAUUAUCAUGUUUUUCUUGAAUAAUCGUGUCCUAGGAACACGUGCUGCUUGCUUGUGGAACAACCUCUAAAUUCAUGUACUCCCUCCAUUCAUUCCAAAAUGUAGUGUAUAUUUUGUUUCCUAAAAUUUCAAACCUUUCUAUGUUUGACCAAAUUUAAUGAAAAAUAUACCAACAUCCAUAGUAUAAAAUUAGUAUCAUCAGAUUCA